This is a messenger RNA of Oenanthe melanoleuca, 4347 nucleotides long. RefSeq names its product SMAD family member 5 (gene SMAD5). Gene Ontology annotation, molecular function: RNA polymerase II cis-regulatory region sequence-specific DNA binding; DNA-binding transcription factor activity, RNA polymerase II-specific; I-SMAD binding. The transcript has 7 exons. Gene Ontology annotation, biological process: anatomical structure morphogenesis; transforming growth factor beta receptor signaling pathway; BMP signaling pathway. Bases 432 to 1829 code for a protein of 465 amino acids. Gene Ontology annotation, cellular component: heteromeric SMAD protein complex. Lineage: Eukaryota; Metazoa; Chordata; Aves; Passeriformes; Muscicapidae. The record is from RefSeq and is a predicted model, not a curated record.
GCACGGCACAGAAGAUGGCUGCGUCGCACCGGGGCGAAGGGCGAUAUUACAGGAUGGAAGAAGGAAGCAAACCCAGACCCGAGACACGAGUUUUGCAGAAGGUUUCUGUAGCGGGACGCGGAUUGUCCGCCGGCAGCUCGGGGGUGUCACCGCCCCGCUCCCGCACGGGACACGGAACAGCGCGCCCUUGGGAGACAGUGACAAUGCAGGGGGAGAAAAUGGAGCUGCACUAAUCGCUGGAAGGACUAAAUCGGUGGAAUUGAUCAUCAAGACUUCAUCACUGACAUCUUUAUGUUCAUUUGUCAUCCUCCAGGAAAUAAUACAGCUCAUCAGUUGCAAUAACUGCUUUGGGUAUACACUGACAUUUAUUUGGAAAAAAACAAAAAAACCCAACAGGCAAAACCCAACAGACUUUUGAAGACUUGUGUCAAAUGACGUCAAUGGCCAGUUUGUUCUCCUUUACUAGCCCAGCUGUAAAGCGUCUGUUGGGCUGGAAACAAGGAGAUGAAGAGGAAAAAUGGGCAGAAAAAGCUGUUGAUGCUUUGGUAAAAAAGCUGAAAAAGAAAAAGGGUGCUAUGGAAGAGCUGGAGAAAGCCUUGAGCAGUCCAGGGCAGCCCAGCAAGUGCGUUACUAUCCCCCGCUCGUUAGACGGACGGCUCCAGGUGUCUCACAGGAAGGGCCUUCCCCACGUCAUCUACUGUCGUGUGUGGCGCUGGCCCGAUCUACAGAGCCAUCACGAGCUGAAGCCAUUGGAUAUUUGUGAAUUUCCUUUUGGAUCCAAACAGAAGGAAGUCUGCAUCAAUCCAUACCACUACAAGAGGGUGGAGAGCCCAGUUCUACCUCCAGUGUUAGUGCCUAGACAUAGUGAAUUCAACCCCCAGCACAGUCUGCUAGUUCAGUUCAGGAACCUCAGCCACAACGAGCCCCACAUGCCGCACAACGCGACCUUUCCGGACUCCUUCCAGCAGCCCAACAGCACUCCCUUCUCCAUCUCACCAAACAGCCCCUACCCCCCUUCUCCAGCCAGCAGCACUUACCCGAGCUCCCCAGCCAGCUCUGGGCCAUCCAGUCCCUUUCAGCUGCCAGCUGAUACUCCACCUCCUGCUUAUAUGCCCCCUGAUGAGCAAAUGGGACAGGAUAAUUCACAGUCUAUGGACACAAGCAAUACAAUGAUCCCUCAAAUAAUGCCAAAUAUAUCUACCAGAGAUGUUCAGCCUGUUGCCUACGAAGAACCCAAACACUGGUGUUCCAUUGUGUAUUAUGAGUUAAAUAACCGUGUUGGGGAGGCUUUCCAUGCAUCUUCCACAAGUGUCUUAGUAGAUGGGUUUACAGAUCCCUCCAAUAACAAAAACAGAUUCUGCUUAGGUUUGCUCUCCAACGUUAACCGCAACUCGACGAUCGAGAACACUCGACGGCACAUUGGCAAAGGAGUUCAUCUCUACUAUGUUGGUGGAGAAGUCUAUGCUGAGUGUUUAAGUGAUAGCAGCAUUUUUGUACAGAGCAGGAACUGCAACUACCACCAUGGCUUUCAUCCAACAACUGUAUGCAAGAUUCCCAGUGGAUGCAGUCUGAAAAUUUUUAACAAUCAGGAGUUCGCUCAGCUUUUAGCUCAGUCUGUCAACCAUGGAUUUGAAGCAGUAUAUGAGCUCACCAAAAUGUGCACCAUUCGAAUGAGUUUUGUAAAGGGCUGGGGAGCUGAAUAUCACCGGCAGGAUGUCACAAGCACCCCGUGCUGGAUAGAAAUUCAUCUUCAUGGGCCCCUCCAGUGGCUGGAUAAAGUACUUACACAAAUGGGUUCUCCUCUUAACCCCAUCUCAUCUGUUUCAUAGUGCUGAAAUUCCAUCUUCAGCCUUAUUUUUAGUGAACUUAUUCUAAUUGUAGAGAAACUUCCAGUGGAUACUGUGAGCUACAUGGAGAAUGGAUCUUAUGAUUUAACUUUUUUUUUUAGAUCCCUUUGUGACCAAUUCCACUGUGUAUAGCUAAUCAGUUUUACAUUUCGAAUUGUUCUUGUGAUGCUUAAGUGACAGUUGAGCCCUAAGGGAAAAAAUAGUCUAUUGAAAAAUCAGAACACUCUUCCCCUUCUUCCUCUUAAAACUUAAACAGACAAAUGUCUUAACUGGAAAACCUUUUUGUCCUAUAGGGACAAGAAUUAAUGAAGACUGACUUCAGAAAAUAAAUACAUAUCAUAAUUUGGGAUUUUUUAAUGUUUGUGAAACUCUUUGAACAUGUGCAGCUCCAGCUUGCAAGCUGUAUUUUUAGCAUAGUGUUUUAACACCUUAAGGUUGACAUCUGUCAUAAGCAAAAUUAGACUUUAUUAGGGCUAAUUUGCCUCAGAUUGAACAAUGUGAUAUUUUUUUUUAAGUGUACACAUGAAAUAUACUUUUUACAAAUAUUGGAGUGGUGUAAAAACACUUGUAUUUUCUAUUGGAAAAUGCUGUCAUAAACACAUUGUAUGUUAAUGCAGAAUAGCAGUUCUUAGCCUUUUCCCACUUUGGUUUUGUAAUAUCUCUUUUAACCACCAUUUAAAGUAGUAAUUGAUCAAGGUAAACAUCCUGCACAUUUCUGGAGUAGUGAUUCUUGUUUUGCUUUGAUUUACACUCAUGCCGUUUGGAUUUGGUUGCCAAGGCUAUUUCUUUUUAGGUACCUUUCUCUAUUUUAACAUAAACACUACUAUUUGUAAAUGGCAGUGCUUACUACUUUUUGGAAGGAAUAAGUUUUUUGUUUUCUUUUUGGUGUUCUAGCUGUUUAUUUUAUCUGUCUGGAAUUGAUCUGUGUUAGGCCUUUUUAGUCUCUCAGUAGACAUUUUGCAGUAUUAGUGAUUACACUGUAUUUAAUUCACUUUCAAGUAUGAGUUUGAGUCUCUUUGAAGACUGUGAGUGGCUUAGCAAAUGAGUAACUGAAUGCAGAAGCUUUUACUUCCAGAUCAUGUAAUUUAAUUCAAACCUGUUGGUAAUGACCAAAAGUAAUCAUUUCUUUGUAGCCUGCAUGAAACAGUGCUCUUGAUCCUGUCCCUGGUGACAGGGGUUCAAUCAGAAGACUUGUAACUGUGGUUGGCAUCUUUAUGGGAUUGAAGGACUGUUUUAAUAUGACUAUGACUUUCUCUCACACAUCUAAAGAAUCACAGAAUGUUAAGGGUUGGAAGGGACCUUCAAGAUCUCCCAGUCCCAACCCGCUUUCCGUGCACAGGGACACCUCCCACCAGAACAGGUUGCUCCAGCCUUUUCCACCCUGGCUUUGAACACUCUCAGGGCUGGGGCAUCCACAGCCUCUCUGGGCAGCCUGUACCAGUGCCUUACCAGCCUCACAGUGAAGAAUUUCUUCUGUAUGUCUAAGCUAAGUUUGCCCUCGUUCAGUUUGGACCUGUUAUUCCUUGUCCUGCCACUCCAGCUUCCCUGGAGCCCUGUCAGAUACUGGAAGGUUCCCAUGAGGUCUCUGCUCAACCUUCCUUCUCCAGGCUGAACAGCCUCAGCUUUUUCAGCCCCUCUUUGCAGGGGUGGUGCUGCAGUCCUCUUAUCAGCAUUGUGACCUCUGGACUUGCUCCAGCAGUUCCAUGUCCUUCUUACACUGGGGGCCUCAGAAGUGUGCUCAGCACUGCAGGUGGGGUCUCACAGGAGCAGGGCAGAGGGGACACGUGCUGCCCACGUUCCUUGGGAUGCAGCCCAGGAUUCCAUCAGUUUUCUAUGCUGUGAGUGCUCAGUGCCAGUUCGUGGUGAGCUUUCCAUCAGCCAUUGCUCCCCAGUCUUUCUCUGCAGGGCUGCUCUCAGUCACCUCUCUGCCUGGCCUGUAGGUGUGUCUGGGAUUGCUGGGACCCAGCUGUAGGACCUUGCACUUGGCUUUGUUGAACAUGACGUUUGCAUUUGGCAAACUUAAGUAGAGAAUUUAAACACUAUACUAAACAUUAAAAUCAAUUACAUAGCAUAUGCAUAUUUACCUCCUUUAUAUAAUAAAAAAGAGGCUGAAAGAAACAUGUUAAGAGAAUUAGAAGUGAAUUAUAUACAAAAUUUUGCAUUAUAGAAAGACCCUAUUAUAAUUUUGUACCUCACCUUGCUUUUUCUGUUUCCUGAACACCUCUUCAAAAAAGGGUUCAGUGUUUGGGGGAGAGGCUGAAAACUAAUAUGCAAAUAUUUACUAAAAGAUGCAUUUACUGCAAUCCUGAGAAAAUUAUUUUUAAACAAGUUUUUGUGUUUUCUGUUGAAUGACAGUUUCUCCUGAAAUAUGGAAAUCAUGCAUCUUAUGGUACCUGAGUAACAAAUGAUCUUAAAGGAUUAAAGUUGUUUACGUGUCAUUAAAAUGUUUUUUAUUAAUUGCCUUAAGGGAAUAAACUGUAACACUUCUGCAGAACCCUAA